This is a messenger RNA of Fusarium venenatum, 1755 nucleotides long. NCBI's taxonomy places the organism in Eukaryota, Fungi, Ascomycota, Sordariomycetes, Hypocreales, Nectriaceae. The record is from RefSeq and is a predicted model, not a curated record.
AUGUUGUCCGGCGUCCUCGUCUUCAAUCAAAAGGGUGAGAACCUAAUCUUCCGCGCCUUCCGAAACGACUGUCGUCCUCGUCUCGCAGACGUCUUUCGUAUCCAGGUCAUCUCCAACGCUCAAGUCCGAUCGCCCAUCCUCACCCUCGGAAGCACCACCUUUAGCCAUGUCAAGCACGAGAAUAUUUACCUGGUCGCCAUCACAAAGAGCAACGCCAAUGCUGCUCUUGUCUUUGAGUUUCUCUACCGGCUAAUUCAGCUUGGUAAGGGUUACUUUGGCAAAUUUGACGAGGAAGCUGUCAAGAAUAACUUUGUCUUGGUCUAUGAGCUGCUCGAUGAAAUCAUCGACUUCGGAUACCCUCAAAACACAGAAACCGACACCCUCAAGAUGUACAUCACUACCGAAGGCGUCAAGUCCGAGUCCCGAAAAGAAGACACAUCCAAGAUCACGAUGCAAGCCACUGGUGCCCUCUCCUGGCGCAAGGCAGACGUAAAGUACCGUAAGAACGAGGCUUUCGUCGACGUGAUCGAGGAUGUCAACCUGCUCAUGUCCGCCACCGGCGCUGUCCUGCGCGCAGACGUGACGGGUCAGAUCAUCAUGCGCGCUUACCUCUCCGGCACUCCCGAGUGCAAGUUUGGUCUCAACGAUCGCCUACUUCUCGAUAAUGACGGCCUUCUGAGCCUGCCGAGCGGAAACAAGAUGGGAACCAAGGCUACAAAGGCCGCUGCUGGAAGUGUCACUCUCGAAGACUGUCAGUUCCAUCAGUGUGUUAAGCUCGGCAAAUUCGACGCCGAUCGAAUUAUUAGCUUUGUCCCUCCCGACGGUGAAUUUGAGCUGAUGCGAUACCGUGCCACCGAGAACGUUAAUCUGCCUUUCAAGGUGCACGCCAUCGUGAACGAGGUCGGACGAUCAAAGGUGGAAUACAGCAUCGGUGUCAAGGCCAACUUUGGCUCCAAGCUAUUUGCGACAAACGUUAUUGUCAAGAUCCCUACACCGCUCAACACCGCAAAGAUUACCGAGCGCUGUACACAGGGCAAGGCCAAGUACGAGCCUAGCGAGAAUGUUAUCAUCUGGAAGAUUGGCCGCUUCACGGGCCAAAGCGAAUACGUCCUCAGCGCUGAGGCUAUACUGACGAGCAUGACGGAGCAGCGCGCGUGGAGUCGACCGCCGCUGAGCAUGAACUUUAGCUUGCUCAUGUUUACAAGUUCCGGACUGCUGGUGCGCUAUCUUAAGGUGUUUGAGAAGAGUAAUUAUUCGAGCGUCAAGUGGGUGCGGUACAUGACGAGGGCAGGAUCAUACGAAAUAAGUUUCCAAUUACAUUUGUUCCUCCGUGAUUCACUCAUCUUCUACCACCAACACCCUGACACCCUGAAACUUGCCUCUAUCCGUGCCUUCUUGUUGGGUCUUGAUAGCGGUGUCAAUCAAACACGCAAAGAGAUACGCUGGGUGCUCCUCGUCCCAUCCCAGGGCGGCAAGGUUUGUUGCUUCAACGUAGCGUCUCGAGACGGCGUUGAUGAUGUCGCCUGGUCGAUCUUCGUCGGCGUCACGCUUCCGGAUAUCGUUCAUUUUAACACUCUGCCUUCUGCACUGCUUGCACCGCCCGGCGCACUCAUCUACCAAGUACAGCACCUCGAGAUCUUUCUGGAUUGUGCACGCAAAAAAGGCAAUCUCUUCAAGACCCAACUCGCCGUACAAGCCCGUCGCCCAUGUUUCGCCAACAUCGAUGGCUACCUUCUUCGCAUUUCGCAGGGCUGA